AGACUGUACCAGUCAUCAGUGACUCUCCAAGACAGGCAGAUCUCUGAGCAGCCUUCAACAAUGGCAUCCUUCACAUCCUUCUCCAAACAGUCUUUCUCCGGUGGUGGAGGUGGUGGGCGUCAGUAUGCCCACAGUGUCCAUGGCGGCGGAGGAGGUGGCCUGAGAAUGUCUUCAUCCUCUCGCACCUUCAGCUCUGGAGGUGGUGGUGGAUUUGGCAUGGGUGGUGGUGGUGGAUAUGGCAUGGGAGGGGGUGGUGGAUUUGGCAUGGGUGGAGGUGGAGGUUUUGGUGGUGCACGUUUUUCGGCUGGCGGAUUCGAUGCUGGGUUUGGUGAUGACCUUCCAAUCAGUGCCAAUGAGAAACACACCAUGCAGAACCUAAACGACCGUCUGGCCACCUACCUGGACAAAGUACGCAAGCUAGAGAAUGCCAAUGCUGAACUGGAGCUCAAGAUCCGCCAAUUCUUGGAGGGUAAAACCUCUCCCACAGCACGAGACUACUCUGCAUUCUUUGCUACCAUCGCUGAAUUGCAGGGAAAGAUCCAGGAUGCCACAUGUGUCAAUGCUGGCAUUUACUUAGCACUUGACAAUGCAAAACUGGCAGUAGACGAUUUCAGAACAAAAUAUGAGAACGAGCUUGCCAUGCGCCAGUCAGUGGAGGCAGACAUCGCUGGCCUGAAGAGGAUGCUGGAUGAACUGACCUUGUGCAGAUCUGACCUUGAAAUGCAGAUUGAGGGUUUGAAGGAAGAGCUGAUCUUCCUCAAGAAGAACCACGAGGAGGAAAUGGCAGCAAUGAGGAGUCAAGUGGGUGGGCAGGUUAACGUGGAGGUGGACGCUAAACCUCAGAUGGACCUUACCGCCAUGAUGGAGGAAAUCCGUGAACAGUACGAAGGCAUAGCUGCCAAGAAUAAGAAAGACCUGGAAGCUUGGUUCAAUAGUAAAGCAGAACCACUGAAACAAGAAGUAGAAACAACUGAAGCAAUCAUACAAAGUUCUAAAACUGAAAUAAAUGAACUCCGAAACACACUUCAAGGCCUGCAAAUAGAGCUUCAGUCACAACUCAGCAUGAAAGCAGCUCUUGAGGGAACCUUAGCAGAGACAGAGGGGCGGUAUUCCAUGAAACUCCAGGGUAUGCAGAUGCAGGUGACAAAUCUGGAAGCUCAGCUCACAGAGCUGCGUGCUAGCAUAUCGGCACAGACCCAAGAGUACAACAUGCUGCUUGACAUCAAGACCAGGCUGGAGAUGGAAAUCGCAGAGUACAGACGGCUGCUGGAUGGAGAGGCAAGUGGUGGUGGUGGUGGCUCAAAGACCACAAUCGUUAGGUACACGGAGGAAACUGUGGACGGCAAAGUGACAAGCACAUAAAACAAGCACAUAAAACUGAAUCCAGUACUAGCAGCACAUGCAGCAAUAUGAAAUAAAGUUGAGUGCUGACUGUU
Molecule: messenger RNA, 1436 nt
Organism: Periophthalmus magnuspinnatus
Lineage: Eukaryota; Metazoa; Chordata; Actinopteri; Gobiiformes; Gobiidae
Product: keratin, type I cytoskeletal 13-like
Exons: 7
Coding region: 61-1362 (433 amino acids)
Molecular function (GO): structural molecule activity
Source: RefSeq, a predicted model, not a curated record